AUGAAGAGAGGUGCUUUGGAUACAUUCUUCAAACCAGUGGCACCGAAAAAGCCGAAAUAUGAAGCCAGCACACAGCAGUCAUCACACGCAAGCUACCCCUUCGCUGUCUCUUAUCUUCCAGAGGCGUUUGCAGAGCAACUACAAUUCGCCCCUGCAGAGGAAGGGAGGGUUAUGAAUCAAGAGAGGGAUCUGGACAUGGUAUACUACCAGCCAUAUAUACCACGAUCCAUUGCAGAUGGCAUGUUCGAAUUUUUAAGACAGGAGUUGUUUUUUUACAGAGUGCAAUACACCAUCAAAAGAGGAGGAGCUCCUACAGCCAUCAACACGCCACGGUUCACGACGGUCUUUGGGGUGGAUGCUACGAGUCGCUUCACGGAAGACGGUGGUUUGGUGGAUGCGAAGACAGGGAAAGGAAUAGAGAAGGGGAGGUACAAGUGCACACCUCGUCCAAUUCCCCAAUGCCUUGGGUUACUGAAAGAUCUGACCGAGGGCGCAACGGGGUGUGAGUUCAACUUUUGUCUGGUCAAUUACUAUGCCGACGGGAAGGACAGUAUAUCGUAUCAUUCCGAUGACGAGCGGUUCUUGGGGGAAUUGCCAGCGAUUGCGUCAUUCACGUUGGGAGCAAAGCGCGACUUUUUGAUGAAGCACAAGCCAAUACCACCGUCAACGACGGGAGAAUCAGUGGUAGAACCGAAGCAAAUCAAACUGACCCUGGGAAGCGGAGACAUGGUGCUGAUGAAGGGGGAAACGCAGCGAAAUUGGCUCCACAGCGUGCCCAAGAGAGCUGGGGAGCAAGGCGGAAGAAUCAAUAUCACAUACAGACAAGCAUUAGUUAGAGGAGGAACGGACAACUAUUACACAUAUAAUGUAGGGACGGGAGGAGCAUUCCAGUGGAAUGCGCGUGAAAAAUUGAUGAGGGCCUGGUCGGCAGAUGAGGAUGCAUCUGAAGGAGUGACCCCGCCGAAGCAGGACAAAUGA
Messenger RNA from Periconia digitata, 978 nucleotides. The record is from the annotation of a GenBank genome assembly. NCBI's taxonomy places the organism in Eukaryota, Fungi, Ascomycota, Dothideomycetes, Pleosporales, Periconiaceae.